Messenger RNA from Sugiyamaella lignohabitans, 792 nucleotides. RefSeq names its product Cuz1p (gene CUZ1). Gene Ontology annotation, cellular component: cytoplasm. Lineage: Eukaryota; Fungi; Ascomycota; Dipodascomycetes; Dipodascales; Trichomonascaceae. Gene Ontology annotation, molecular function: zinc ion binding. The transcript has 2 exons. The record is from RefSeq and is a predicted model, not a curated record. Bases 1 to 792 code for a protein of 263 amino acids.
AUGACGACGAUAGCUGAGAAAUCACAGGGCCUAUUAGAUGUAGGUGAGCACUGUGCUCUAUGCAAUAAAAUUGACUUUCUUCCAUUUAAAUGUCACGAGUGUGAGAAAACAUACUGUAAUGAGCAUAGAAAAGUCCAGGAUCAUGAUUGUGUGCCUGUGAAAACAAAGACAGGUUCAGGAUCAAGUUCUACAAACCGAAUUACAUCAUCUACUAGAUUGGGGUCAACUCCAGCAUCAAAGCAAGCUGUGGGAGCACCUCGUCUAGCAGCUGCUUCAGCUGCCAGUGACAGAGCUCGUAAUACUAGCCAACCCACUAGUUCGAGUGGGGCCGGCAGUUCCAGCUCAUCCACGUCUUCGACACCACCUGCAUUAGAAAGACUAAAGUCAUUAUGGGCCAAGAAAACAUCAUCUUCCUCAUCAAGUGGAGGAACUAGACCCAAGAAAGUGAAUCCAUUAUUAGCAUUAGCAGAACUCAAGAAGUCAUCGAAGGGUGAUGAGAAGAUUCCUACUCAAAAUAGAUUAUAUUUCUAUCUUGUUCGCCCUGCAUCAGAUACUCUAGAUAUAUCUGGUAGGCCGACAACUCGUCCUGAAAAGAAGUUGGCUGUUUUCUUCCAGAAAGAUAUGAUUGUAGGAAGGGCUUUGGACAAGGCUUGCGAACUUCUGGCCAUUACAAACAAGAAUAACACAUCAAACGGCCAUCGGUUAGGAUUGUAUGCCGGAGACGUGUUCAUUGCAUAUAAUCAAAAAUUGUCCGACAGCAUUAAAGAUGGCAUGACCAUUACCGUGAGAUAG